AUGCGAGAUUUCCCGUACUACUACGAGAUCAAGCCAGGCUCCCAGGUGUUUCAAGGAUGUCCAGGUGUCAGGUCAUGCACAGUGGCCACAGACUCUAACGUUCCCGCUGAUCUGGUCAUUCUCUUCUCCACCAACAGCAACAGUCGCAACUAUACAAGUCCGCCUCCACGACCAGCGAAUCAGAUCUGGGCAUACUUCGCCGUCGAGGCUCCUCCACACUCGUACAGCUCUGUCCUGGGGUCACCAGCAUGGCGGCUGUACUUCAACUGGACCAUGACCUAUCGCCUGGAUUCCGACAUUCGCUUCGGCUACGGUAUAGUGGUCAAAACGUCCAACGACUCAGGAUCAUCUGACCAUAAAACUUACGAUGAGAGUGCUCUGAUGAAGAAAAUCCGAGAGCUGUGCCAGGGGUGGACGUUUACGGGACCUGCGGGUCGCUCAGUGCGAGAAAGGAUUAAGCAGCUGCUACGAGAUGCUGGAACGGAUUAUUUCUUCUACCUGGCAUUCGAGAACUCGCUGUGCACGGACUACGUCACGGAGAAGGCGUUCCUGACACUGAAGUACGACGUGGUGCCCGUGGUGCGGGGAGGAGCCAACUACAGCAGCCUCGUCCCGCCCAUGUCCGUCAUCGACACGUCCGCCUUCCAGUCCAUCCUGGACCUUGGGCGCUACCUGCAAUACCUGAAGGACAACCCCACGGAGUACCUGCGCUACCUGCGGUGGAAGAAGGACUACGUCAUCGUCGAGCCCCAGCCGCUGCCGUGGUGUGAGCUGUGCUCCAAGGUGCACGAGGCGACGUACGGCAAGCAACGUCCUCAGGCUUACGUCAACGUCAAUUCCUGGUGGGUUGACGGCACGUGUAGACAAGCCAAUGAUCUUCACAUAUAUGGACAGUUUUAGGCCUAAUCAAGAUGUGGGACACAAUCAAAUUUUUGGCAGUUGUAGCCAUGUUGAGAUGUGUAGUAAUUCUAGUAGUUGAUGUUGACAUUUCUACGUUAGCUUCCGGAUAAAGGGGGGUUAGAUUCUCGAAACAGAAGUGACAAGGAACCAUGCACGUCAAGUGUAGGAAAGCGUCAGGAGGAAAGAAGCAUCUACAUUUGAGAACAGGUGUUAGGUUGUCGAGACUCAUUGGUUAGUGCGGAAAGACUCUUCUCGAAGGAUUUCCGGAAGGAGGUAGAUAUGGGAACAGACAGACUAUGUUUAUGAAAGAAAAUAAUCCCGAGAUGGGAUGGUGCACAAGACUACUUCCUCUUGCUUGUCUUUCCCGAGUAUUUGUUUCCCGUUUGUACUCGGAUUGUCUUUCCUCUGCCACAGAUCGGUCUAACCUUUCAAAGUUCACCUUCUGUGUCAGUACUCAACUAGCAUUCUGCUUGUGCGACAUGAUUGACAACGAAAUCUUUAUGAUCGUGGGAAUGACACACCACUUUCGUUUAAGUAGGGGAAACUGUUUUUUUAAUUCCUUUUAUUCGUGUUUAAAUAAGUGGAUCUUGAAAUGUUAUUGUGAGGCUUAAAAAGUGUUGUUGUUGUUAAUUUUUUUGUUGUUUUUGUUGUUGUUGUUGUUGUUUUAUUAUGUUUGUUUGGAUCACAAGUAUGCUGUGCGAAACCUGCCACACAAUAUACAAUAAAAAGUUAAAACUGUAAGUCGAAGGGGAUCAUAACAAAAGCGCAGGCGGGAGACUGAAUGCUGCCUCUUGUCGAAGGAAAACAGAAGUACUCAAAAGUCAAAAGCUUUCUUGUAUAUCUCAUUUAAAAUUUCAGUAUCCGUCUCAUUUCCCAGUCUAAAACAUAAUUGUCCGAUCAAUGGUCUCCAACUUCAAAAUCUGUGGGUUAUAGUAUUUUUAAUUACACUAUCCGAGAUCUCGGUCGUGUAUGUGAAAGGGGAGGCAAUCGUAUUUCUUAUAGAGACAGUAAACAGCAGUUC
Messenger RNA from Pomacea canaliculata, 1921 nucleotides. RefSeq names its product alpha-(1,3)-fucosyltransferase C-like. The transcript is spliced from 3 exons. The record is from RefSeq and is a predicted model, not a curated record. Gene Ontology annotation, cellular component: membrane. Lineage: Eukaryota; Metazoa; Mollusca; Gastropoda; Architaenioglossa; Ampullariidae. The coding region runs from base 1 to 900 and encodes 299 amino acids. Gene Ontology annotation, molecular function: alpha-(1->3)-fucosyltransferase activity.